ACGAGUUGUACCUCCCGCCCAUGAGGAAGAUUGACAGCCUCCUCAACGAACAAAAGAGGAGACUGUUAAGGAGAAUCAACAUGAGUGGCCAACACCAGGUACGUCUGUCUGUUUAGUUGUAGAAAUGCUGAUACCUGAUGUGAUACCUAAUUAUGAAAAGUACCUGUUGUGUUUGGAGUUUUACCAUAUCUCCAUUCAACUUUCUCACUAUCAUAUUGACAAGUGAAAGCUUUAAAACAGUUGAAAUUACUACUUCUCCCUCUCCCUCCCUCCAUCUUUAUAUUUUUCUUCUUUAGGAGACUCUGCAUAUGUUCCCCAAAAUGACGGCGGACCCCCUGGACUCUGGAGUGGUCAAAGUGCACCUCGGCGGUGAGUGCUACAACCGUAAAACCCUCAACUGCAUCAAGAAGAGCACCACGCCCAAACAGCAGGUGAGUGAACCACAUCCGGUCACACCAAUGUAUCCAAUCUGCUGCACUGUGGCUAACCCUGGCCUCGAAAAUGGUGUCUGUGUGUUGUGGAAGCCGAGUAGAAGAGACAAUUCUGUCUCACAAGAACUGGAGUAAUAUAGUCUGGACCUGUUAGUCACUUUGCUUUGUACAUUAACUUGUAUCUCAGUGGUUUUAACUCGGUCUGGAUGGUGCAAACAAAGCCAAACCAUGACGCCGUCCUUCUUUACACUUGCGUUGUCUCGUUCUUUCUAGUCUCGCGUAGCCAUACCUCCAAAAACGUUGUUGUCACGUCCUUUGGAGGUCUGGAGAAUUUUGUAUAAGCCGAAACGGUUUGAAUGGUCUACAUCUUUAGGGAUUUUACAUUUCAAGAACUCUCCCCCCACAUGCCCGUUGAAGGAGUGCUGCAUGUUAAGCCUCGCCCAAGCAAAGCAUUUGAUUGAUUUGAUGUGUUUGAUUGUGUUUGAUUGGUGCUGCGUGUUAAGCUCCGCCCAAGCAAUGCAUUUGAUCGGUUUGACGUGUUGCAAGGCGUCACUGAUUGACUCCGGGUCUCCACCCCUUUUUAGCCACUUUCGGCCAUAGACUUAACCAGGCUUCCUGGUUCUCGACGAGGCUGUUUCUUCUUUUAGCGUUGUACAAGUGUACUUGUAUUUUUAGUGGUCCUCUGAAAGUAUGUGAAGUGUGAAAACAUAGUAGACUAGGCCUUUUACCUAUUCUACCUCAGUCCAAGAGAACCGGGGAGAUUCCCUAAUAAAUGUUUUCCUCUCUCCUUUCCCUCCAUCCCGUUUUCCCCUCUCUCUGUGACUCUCAGGACCUCAAGCUGUCCACAGAGACGUGUCGUGUCUAUAGCCUGUAUCAUUCCCUCCAUCACUACAAGUAUCACACCUUCCUGAACUGCAAGAAGGAGGUAAGACUCAGCAGCACAAUCGCUUUUCACAACACUGACCUUCCAACACCCCUCUCUUUUCUCUACGGCAUUGUUGUUCUUCUCUACUUUCUUCCUGUUUCUCUCUCUCUCUCCCCUCUCUCUCUCUGUUUCCAUUGUGGUACGAAUAAUUCAAAUGGAGCACUGGGUAUUCACUUUUGUUGUGAAAGGUUGGCUGUCAUAUGUGGGUGGCUGUGUUGUGCUUGUAUAAACAUAAUCACUUUAUUAUCCAUCCUAGAGUGGAUAUUUGAUUUGAAUAGCAUCAAUUCAUGUUAGAUGUAUAUGCAACAUGUCUAUACUCUGGCCUUGAAGACUGAAUAAAGCGGUAAAUAGAUGUAGAGAAAUAUAAUUGAGAAUAAAGGUUUUGAAGUAUGGUAAAAUACACUACAUGACCAAAAGUAUGUGGACACCUGCUCAUCUAACAUCUCAUUCCAAAAUCAUGGGCAUUAAUAUGGAGUUGGUCCCCCUUUUGCUGCUUUAACAGCCUCCACUCUUCUGGGAAGGCUUUCCACUAGAUGUUGGAACAUUGCUGCGGGGACUUGCUUCCAUUCAGCCACAAGAGCAUUAGUGAGGUCGGGCACUGAUGUUGGGCGAUUAGGCCUGGCUCGCAGUCAGCCUUCCAAUUAAUCUCAAAGGUGUUCGAUGGGGUUGAGGUCAGGGCUCUGUGCAGGCCAGUCAAGUUCUUCCAAACCGAUUUCAAUAAACCAUUUCUGUAUGGAUCUCGCUUUGUGCACGGUAGCAUUGUCAUGCUGAAACAGGAAAGGGGCUUCCCCAAACUGUUGCCACAAUGUUGGAAGCACAGAAUCGUCUAGAAUGUCAUUGUAUGCUGAGCGUUAAGAUUUCCCUUCACUGGAACCAAGGGGCCUAGCCCGAACAAUGAAAAACAGCCCCAGACCAUUAUUCCUCCUCCACCAAACAUUACAGUUGGUACUAUGCAUUGGGGCAGGUAGCGUUCUACUGGAAUCCGCCAAACCCAGAUUUGUCCGUCGAACUGCCAUAUGGUGAAGCGUGAUUCAUCACUCCAGAAAAUGCAUUUCCACUGCUCCAGAGGCCAAUGGCGGCAAGCUUUACAACACUCCAGCCGGCACUUGGCAUUGUGCAUGGUGAUCUUAGGCUUUUGUGCGGCUGCUCGAACAGUUCUUGUGCUGACUUUGCUUCCAGAGGCAGUUUGGAACUCGGUAGUGAGCGUUGCAACCGAGGACAGACCAUUUUUUACGCGCUACGUGCUUCAGCACUCGCCGGUCCCGUUCUGUGAGCUUAUGUGGCCUACCACUUCGCGGCUGAGCCGUUGUUGCUCCUAGACGUUUCCACUUCACAAUAACAGCACUUAGAGUUGUUAGGCCAGCUCUAGCAGGGCAGAAAUUUGACAAACUGACUUGUUGGAAGGGUGGCAUCCUAUGAUGGUGCCACGUUGAAAGUCACUGAGUUCUUCAGUAAGGCCAUUCUACUGCUAAUGUUUGUCUAUGGAGAUUGCAUUGCUGUGUGCUGGAUUUUAUACACCGAAUCCACUAAUUUGAAGAGCCGCAUACUUUUGUAUAUAUACUGUAAAUAAUAAUAAUAAUAAUUAUCUUUCUUGGAUAAUAAUAAUAUAUUCUAUUCUCUUUCUCUAUCCCCCCCAGACGGACAGUAUAGAGCAGGCAGCGGAGGACCCUGGUCAGGAGGAGGUGGUGCAGCAGUGUAUGGCCAACCAGGACUGGCUGGAGACCCUCUUCAACUCCUUCAUCGACCUGCUGACCCUCAGCACCAAAACC
Molecule: messenger RNA, 3125 nt
Organism: Coregonus sp. 'balchen'
Lineage: Eukaryota; Metazoa; Chordata; Actinopteri; Salmoniformes; Salmonidae
Source: the annotation of a GenBank genome assembly